Molecule: messenger RNA, 363 nt
Organism: Sparassis crispa
Lineage: Eukaryota; Fungi; Basidiomycota; Agaricomycetes; Polyporales; Sparassidaceae
Exons: 1
Coding region: 1-363 (120 amino acids)
Source: RefSeq, a predicted model, not a curated record
AUGGUGCCAGUUGAUCGCCUGGCUGCCGUCGCCGCGGAUGAAGUGGGCAGCGACUCGGCCAGCAUCACCGGCAAUGGUGCCAACGGUCUUCCAGUUGACAGCCUCGCUGCCAUCCUCCCGACUAACGAAGCCUUUUCCGAAUUGCUUGUUGUCGUUGCCGACAUGGUGCCAGUUGAUAACCCAUAUUUUUCUCCACGGGCCUUCCUGGAGGGAAACAUGACGCUAACACUUUGGCCGCCAAACUGGUCGCUUUUCGAGGAUUCCAGGAUCGAGGCUCGAAGUGUAUUUGCGGUGCUUCGAAUGAGUUCUCAGCCUCCCGAGCCAAGCGCAUUGUAUUUCACGUCACGCAACUCAGUACAAUGA